CACCGGAGUAUGGCGGAAACUGGAGAACCCCUAUUGCCCCCAUCCAACGAAUACUUGCAAGAGAGCGUAUACGUUCCCGCAGAGCCAAAAUGGGAGUAUAAGAUGAGCAAUCUUGUAUGGUAUCAGGCGCGAGGCGAAUACCGAAAAGGAGUGGUUGUCUCUACUAGCGGCUCAAGCGCGCAUCGCUAUACUAUUAGGGAUGCCGAGUACACUUCGUCCUUGGAGCAGCGAUCGGCCGAGCAGAUGCUCCUCCGGAUUGAGUACACUUGAAGGCCGCCCCGCCCGUCAGCUCCGCCCGUGAGCCCCGUGAACGAUGCAGAUGCUGCCAGAGGUGCGAUAUGAAAAGAGAAAGAUUUAGCAGAUAACGAGUUGGGAAGAGUACUUAGUUCAAAAUACAUGUACCAGGCGGCGAUCAGGCUGCGCCGUCUGCUGUGACAGGCCCACUGUAAUUUUCCAUGGAACGCGUCACACUGCUAAAGCCGAUCAGCGAUAAUGCUGAGUACUUAGAGACAAGACUGAUCAGGCGUUGACUCUUCCUUGGACCUUGGAGGACACGAUUUUUUGGGAUUUCUCGAUUUUUGUAAAGAUUAAGAGAGACAAAAUAUCGGAACUUGUGAGUACGAUAGUGGCAGAAACAAUGUGGAAAUGGAACCUAAAGAAGAAGAAGAAGAAGAAAAGAAACUUUGGCGUGGCCAUGUCAAGGCUCAUAGU
This is a messenger RNA of Cryphonectria parasitica EP155, 711 nucleotides long. RefSeq lists its product as uncharacterized. The coding region runs from base 10 to 270 and encodes 86 amino acids. The transcript is spliced from 3 exons. NCBI's taxonomy places the organism in Eukaryota, Fungi, Ascomycota, Sordariomycetes, Diaporthales, Cryphonectriaceae. The record is from RefSeq and is a predicted model, not a curated record.